AUGGCUAAUGAAUUAGGAAACACUGCACUGAAGCAAAAACAAAGAAAUAGGGUACCGUUAUCAUGUCUCAUUUGCAAAAGACGGAAAGUCAAGUGUGAUAAAGCCAAACCAGCCUGUGGCGGAUGCGUCAAGAAUGGUGUUCCUCACUUAUGUGAGUACGUAGAACCUGUUUGGUCUAAUAAUAAUGGUGCAACAAAGCCAAGUGCUAAUAAUGGUAAGUCUAAAAGCCAUAUCGGAGAACCUGAGAAUUCUAAGAAACAACAGAUUCAGAAAGACAAGUUGAUUAAUGAACAACGAAAAGAGAUCGAGGAGUUGAAGAGACAACUUACAGAUUCACAACAUCAAUACGCUAAAGCUCAAACUAACGGUGACCUGGAGUUAAAAGUAACGAUUUUAGAGAAAUUGAACGUUAGCUCGAAAUCCACAAUCGAUAUAAAUAAUGACAAGUCUUACAGUGUGAAACGCCAGUCACGGAAACAUAAACAAGCGUAUGUUGAUAUUUAUGCAUGGAUCAGUAUAAUUAAAUUAGAUCCUCAUUUGACUACAUUAUGGUAUAAAAUUACCAACUUGCAAAAAGUUUACCACCUAUACAAGAUGAACUUAAUAAAUUCUAAGGCGAAAAAUGAACUGGAUAUUAGUCCAAGUGUAUUGAAUCCAGUAUCCAAGAAAAAAUCAUAUAAGAUUAAUGAAAUCGACUUUACACAUUCUCUUGUAUCAGGCGCAAAAUCGUCUAACAAUUAUCUGAAAUGCCCUGUGGUUGAAUGUGAUUUUAAUUUUAUGUUUGAGCCUUCGCCAACUCCAGUAUCUACUACAACACCGGCAUCUACUACGAAAAGUGAUGAGACCGAGAGCCCGGAUAAAGCUUGCCCUUUUCAUAAAGAUUUCGAACAUAUAGCAUCCAUUGAUAGACAUAGCGAACUCUCGGCUGAUAGUAUGAGUUUCUUGAAAAAGAUACAAAACAUUUGGAAUUCUAUUUUAGGUUUAUUAAGAGGUAAUGAGACGAUGAAUUACGUUCAAAUCAAUUUUUUAAUAGAUUUCUAUUUUCAUGAGAGGAAAUGUACCACUGAAUCCAGGAAUUUACUUUCUUUCUAUAAAACAGAAAUACAAGCUAUAAUCGGACAAGAUGGUGGCAUAUUUUCAUUGAAUUUUGCCGAUGAUCAGUCCCGAAGUGACGAAGACCGUUACUUUAAUCUUAUUUUGAAAGGGUUAUACUUGUGCAUGCUCUCUUUAAUUAUUGAAGAGUCUUUAGAGAUAAUAAGACUGGAAGCAGUUAUAGGUGAUAUUAAUAGUAUCAGUCCUGAAUUCAGAUCCUUGUUUCCUUCAGAAGUACUAUACUUGGGUCUUGGAUACAAGGCUAAUAACAUAUUGCUUAUAGUUCAGGAAUACUUGUUGCACAUAUCCAAUGAUAAGAUAUUUAAUGAGAAAAUUUCAGAAUCUUUGAUUUAUAUUUUAUGUUGCACGGCAUUCCUCAAUCGGGAAGUUGCCAAUUAUAAAAAACAGGGUGCAUCGUCUGAUUCAAAAUCCAGGUUCCAAACAAUAUUCACACAGCUAUUAAGUAAUAUUUUCAGUAAAAGAGGUUAUUUAGAAGUUUGGAAGAACCCACAAGAUAUCAGCUUAACUCAUAAUGAGUCUGAACAAAGAUUGAGAGAACUUAGGCUAGGUAUGUGCUAUUUAUGGUCCGAUCUAAUACGGUUAAUGAAUUUGGCAACGUUUAAUAUAACAGAUUUAAUCAGUCACCCAGAAAAACUUCUUGAUUUGAUAUUUAAGUUUUAUGAUAAAAUAGAAGAAUGUGACAAGUACAAUAAUCAUAUCAUAUUUAUUGGUGAUCAUGGAACGGUUGAAGAUAAAGAAUUAGUAACCACCCUUAGCGUCAAUUAUCUUAUCUCUAGAAUUUAUUAUAAUUUGAGAUACGGUAUUAUCAAUGUUGAUAAAGUAAAACUAACUACAAAUAAGCUCCUUAAAAUGAUUGAAAAAUGUAGGGAUUGGAAAUUGGAUAACAACUUGCAUAAUAGCACAGCAAUAAGAAAUUUAGAAACAAGAUGCAUUUUUCAUUAUUUAAGUUUACAUUUAUCUUACCUUAUAAUUCUACAAAAUGAAGAAGAAUCGCACGACACCAGCCUUAAUAAGCUAUAUUGUGAUUUUUUUAUAGAAUUUUGUGAAUUUAUGUUAUUUGUUGAAGUUGUUAUGAAAAAUGAACCCCGUAAUUCAGGUUCUCAACAUAUACUACUUCUAAUAACUGAACUGUUAACACGAGCAAUACAUUUCAUUAUUGGGUUAUUGUUAAGACUUGGUAGUACUGAUGAGCUGAGUAGCACACCAGUAUUAAUUAAUAAAUUGAUAUCUAUAAUCGAUAAUAGACUAGCGGUUGGAGAAAUAAAAACUGAAGACCAAGAGGAGGUAUAUCAAGCAUUGCAUAAAAGAAUUGUUAAUUAUAUUAAUCAAACAAUCUCAUUUUUGAUUGAGAGCUAUCUUACAGAUAAAGAAAAGGCCAUAAAACUAUCAAAAUUUUGGCAUUUCUAUUUAACAUUCAUCAAAAAUUCACACAAGAUGAGUUCUAUUGAUUAUGCUACAGUUCAUGCGAAUAUUCCGAUGUUUAAGGGUAUGAAUUCACAGAAUAUGGUCCUGUGUCCAGUAAUACCGGGAAAGACCGGCGGAGCCCAGAAGUGCCCUGUCAGGCAUGAAAUUUCUACAAUGGAUGAUAAGUCAGGGUAUUCAAAAUGCCCUAUUUCUCAAAUAACCACUCCAAUGGAUGAAGAUGUUAAUUCAAAUCCUUCAAACCCUGGUAAAUGCCCUAUUGAUCAUAAAGCCUUUAUGGAACCACCACUGUCUAAGAAAAGAAAAUUUCCACUAGACUACGCCUCUCCCCAGCUCAUGGGAAUCGUACCGAAUGGAUACAAUACAGUGGAGAGUAAUAUUAGAUCGAGUACCCAAAAACUCAAGUGUCCAGUGCGCGGGUCACCAAAAGAAAGUUAUCUGCCUGCAACGAACUCGAACAAUUCUAAUAUCCAUGGUUUCGAUCCAAUUACCACGAAUAACGGCAUAAUUGAUAAUAUUCCAAACUCUAUGAAUACUGUCGAUGAUGUGAUGGUACCGGGGAUGCUUAAAUCGGAAGAUUCCAACUUGGAAAUUCCUAAUUUUGGUGUUAAUUGGCAAGAAUUUAAUGAUUUUGAUUUUGAAUUUUUGCAGAAUGAACUAAUGUUCAAACAAGUUCAGGAUAUUCAGGAUAAUGGUUUUGAUAAUCCAUCUAUUGAAGAUCUAUUUAGAUAG
Molecule: messenger RNA, 3267 nt
Organism: Debaryomyces tyrocola
Lineage: Eukaryota; Fungi; Ascomycota; Pichiomycetes; Serinales; Debaryomycetaceae
Source: the annotation of a GenBank genome assembly